AUGGCAUGGCAUGGCAUGGCAUGGCAUGGCAUGAUUAAUCAUAAAUCGUGAUUAACAGAUGGAUACCUACCUAGAUACAUCACUGCCCACAGAGCCCAUCGCCAAUUGCCCAGUGCCCAGUGCCCAGUGCCCACAUUCAGAUGUGAUACCAAACACCCACCCACCUGCAAUGCAUGGCCGGAGUCCGUACAACUUAAUGAUUCUUGUUAACUUUGGCUGGACUGGCCCGAGGUAAGAUCUCCCGUUCAAAGUUCCACAGGUGCAAGGUAUUUGUACGAAAGAUGCCGUUUUACUCUUUCAUUGUGCACGAUUUUUGUCAGUCUUGUUAAAUUCGGUUUCCAUCCCUCCUCUCAUAUCUUCGGUUCCAUCCUUCCAUAGUACGUACCUACCUACAUAUUACCUACCUAUAUAAUAUCUACCUAUACAAUAUCUUUACUACGUACAAAAUGCUACCUAGUAGGUAUCUCACCCAAGUAACAAGACAAUGAGGUAAAACUGUUUCGCCCCAUCAAACCUUUCAAAACCCUCUCAACAGCACGCACGCUGUCAAGAAUUAUAUUUUGAUUCCAUUACUCGUGACAUUAUGCAGCGGGUGACACCCAAAACUUAAUAAAAUCAUCGUUUUGCCAGGACGUGCGUAGAGGACUAGAGUCUUGAGGUCACCAGCUGCCAAGUAAGCAAGCAAGGAAGCAAGCCAUCGAAAAUGCGAUCCUUCAUAUUACCUGUCUAUCCAAAUAUCCAUAUGCAUUUCCAUGUUCGUUUUCAUUCCCAUAUCUUUCUUUCUUCUUGGCUUUGCCUCUUUGCCUCUUUACCUAGGUAGGUACACCUCAUGAUCCGAAAGACUAUGAAAGAAACACAUUGGGUUACACAAGACCAGAGAAAGAUGAAAGUCGGGGUCGGAAAGUUUCUCCUAUGAAUGAAUGAGAUCGAUGAUCUGAGAUAGAUCCUUAUAUGGUGGUUACAGUAAUUGUCUUCGAUCUGUGUCGGCGUCAUGGGUUUUAUUUCAUUGCUUAUGUUGUGGGAGUGUACACAUGAGUACUAGGUAUGUACUAUAUAUGUACUAAAUAGGUCACUAGAUUAUAACAGACAGAUCUUGAUUGAUGAUUACAAUUACAAUUACUAUCCAUCUACCAUCUACCAUCUACCAUCUACCUCUUACUUGAGCAUUGGUAGCAACUUGGAAUGCCACUCUUUUGUAGAUUACCAAGUCCAAGCAAUGAAUACGAACGACACCUGGGCAAGAGGCAAGAUAGUGUAAAUGGGGAGAUGGGGGGGACAAAGAAUUAAACUUUUGCAUCGUACCAUAAUGCCAUGUUUCAUGGAACAUUGGAACAUCACCUUAUCUGCCCAUCUGCACAUUGGCCCAUUGACAUCAGCAGAAACCCCCAUUUACCUACGAAAGAUCUCGUAUCUUCUCCGUCCAUCAAAGUCGAUUCGAUACCUGCUUUUCCAUUUCGGGUCCAAACGAACUUAUAACAUUCCCAGCUUAAAACGAUCCGAUUGCCGACGCCAGGUAAUUAAGCACUAGGCAAGGAGGCAAGCAUUGAGCUGAGCUGACCAUCAAACCACCCAACUUAUCGAUAACGCACCGUGCUUCCGAAACUUUCCAAGUCCUAAGUGUUCCUCAAGAACGAUAAUUCAAUCAAAUCACAAACAUAAUGUCUUCAUCGAACAAUCACACAAAGGACGUUUCCGAAAAUGGUGAUGUUGCCACCUCAGAGGCGGAUUUAGCCCAGGCCUUCAAAGAACUUCAACGCGGCGAAAAGACAGCACAGAUGCUCGAAUCGAACCUCACCAACCUCGAAAAGAAGAUAGACGAUCUCCUAGCGAGCUUCGAGGCUCAGGGCUCGGCGCAGCCCGAGACGACUCCGCAUGCUGCCACUAGCAAUCAGGAGAAAACAGCCGAAAGUGGUCACAAGGAGUCUUGAAUCCGGGGUCUAGAUGCUUCAUGUACCGAUGUCGCGUGGGCGCUCCUUAUGUCUUGCGUCGAGACGUGCAUGGGGAUGAGGGUCUUGCUGGCUGCAAUUCCAAAUCCCAUCGAGCUUGUCGAGGGCUAGUUCCUGUACCGCCGACAGAUCUUUUACAUUAGUGCUGCGACUGUGAGAUGUGCAGAUACCUACCUAGACACAGGGGUCCCCACCCAACAAGUCAAUGACCAGAUUCUACAAGGGGAAUAGAUUUGGAUUAUUUUUUGAUGCAAGUCAUGAUGUUAGCACACAAUCUAGAGAACCAAAAGAAAUUUCUUAGUAUCGAAUUGUAUCCUCCUGUGCUCUCACUUGUCUGAUCUCCACGUUGGAAUAUUGGAAGACUGCCUUUUCUCGUCUUGGUUACACACAGCUGAGCAGGUAGCAAACUGUUUUCUCCAAUGUGUCCAGAAUUUCUACAGUGAUGCGGAUGAGAAGCAGCUGAUGCUGAUCUGAUUCCCACCCACUGACAUAUAUAGUAAAUGUUGACAUAUAUAGUAAAUGUAUACAUAUCAAUCCUU
Botrytis byssoidea is the source of this 2485-nucleotide messenger RNA. RefSeq lists its product as uncharacterized. The coding region runs from base 1259 to 1528 and encodes 89 amino acids. The transcript is spliced from 4 exons. NCBI's taxonomy places the organism in Eukaryota, Fungi, Ascomycota, Leotiomycetes, Helotiales, Sclerotiniaceae. The record is from RefSeq and is a predicted model, not a curated record.